CGCUGACCAUUAAUCCCCCUCUGAGCAAAAACUAGAUUGCAGGUUAAAAUGGGGAACUCUGAGAGUCAGUACACCCUUCAAGGAUCUAAAAAUCAUAGCAAUACUAUUACUGGUGCUAAGCAAAAGCCUUGCUCCCUGAAAAUACGCAGCAUUCAUGCAAAAGAUGAGAAGUCCUUGCAUGGGUGGGGUCACGGAAGCAGCGGAGCAGGUUAUAAGUCCAGGUCCCUGGCCCGAAGCUGCCUUUCUCACUUUAAGAGUAAUCAGCCUUAUGCAUCCAGAGUCAGUGGGCCCCCAUGCAAAGUCUCCAAAGGUGCUGCCUACUCCAAGCACAGGACACAUGCCCCAGGAAGUGAUUUCCAGGGCAACAGAGCUGCUUUCUCACCCGAGAAUGGCUUCCACCAUGUUGGCCAUGGGCCAGCAGAUAACCAUAUCACCUCGAGAGACUGCAAUGGACACCUUCUCAACUGUUAUGGGGGAAAUGAGAGUGUUGCCUCCACCCCACAAGGCGAAGACCGCAAGAGCCCUAGAGUGCUCAUCAAGACUCUGGGGAAGUUGGAUGGGUGUCUGCGGGUGGAGUUCCACAAUGGGGGCAGCCAUAGCAAUGUGCCUGCCGAGGACUGCAGCGGAUCAGUGCAGCUACUGAGGUACUCGCCUGCCUUAGAGCCGGAGACCUGCCCCGCACCGGAAGCCAGGAGGGACUCCAGUGCUGAUUCCCCGCCCAGCCCUCGCCCUUCGCCCACCAACUCGUGCCUGCGGUCCAGCGAAGGCAGUUCCCUGAGUUCCGAGUCAUCUUGGUACGACUCCCCGUGGGGCAAUGCUGGGGAGCUGAGCGAGGUGGAGACAUUCCUGGCCCCUAGCGUGCCUGACCCCAGCCUCCAUGCCACCUUCCCACCCUGUGACUCCAAAAAGCCUUUCAACCAAAGCUCUUCCCUCUCCUCUCUCCGGGAACUGUACCAAGAUGCCAGCCUGGGGAGCCUCUCCCCCUCAGGUAUCUGCCUUUCUGAUGAGUCCAUUGGCACGCACACCUGCCUGAGCAACCGCGUCUCCUUUGCCUCCGACACUGACGUACCCUCCAGAGUGGAGCCCAGGGACCUUGUCCAGUACAGCUCCUUCACCCUGCCCUGCCGGAAGUCCAAAGCCUUAACUGAGGAGACUGCAAAGAAGGACACCCUCAAAGCCAGAAUGCGACGUAUCAGUGACUGGACUGGCAGCCUCUCGAGGAAGAAAAGGAAACUCCAGGAGCCGAGGUCCAAGGAGGGCAGUGACUACUUUGACAGCCGCUCUGAUGGACUGAAUGCAGAUGUUCAGGUGCCCUCCCAGGCAUCUGUUUUAAUGUGGUCUGGGGGCUCGGCUCAGAUCUUGUCUCAGAGAAGUGAGUCUACUCACGCGAUUGGCAGUGAUCCCCUCCAACAGAACAUUUACGAGAAUUUCAUGAGAGAGUUGGAAAUGAGCAGGACCAACACUGAAAACAUAGAAACGUCUACAGAAACUGCUGAGUCCAGCAGCGAAUCACUCAGCUCCCUGGAGCAACUGGAUCUGCUCUUUGAGAAGGAACAGGGUGUGGUCCGGAAAGCUGGAUGGCUCUUCUUCAAACCUCUUGUCACUUUGCAGAAGGAAAGGAAGCUGGAGCUGGUGGCUCGGAGGAAGUGGAAACAGUACUGGGUAACACUUAAAGGAUGCACCCUGCUGUUUUAUGAGACCUAUGGGAAGAAUUCCAUGGAUCAGAGUAGUGCCCCUCGGUGUGCUCUGUUGGCAGAAGACAGCAUAGUGCAGUCUGUCCCAGAACAUCCCAAGAAGGAAAAUGUGUUCUGCCUCAGCAACUCCUUUGGAGAUGUGUACCUUUUCCAGGCCACAAGCCAGACAGAUCUAGAAAACUGGGUCACUGCCAUACAUUCUGCUUGUGCGUCCCUUUUUGCAAAGAAGCAUGGGAAAGAGGACACAGUGCGGCUGCUAAAGAAUCAGACCAAAAACCUGCUUCAGAAGAUAGAUAUGGACAGCAAGAUGAAGAAGAUGGCAGAAUUGCAGCUGUCCGUGGUGAGCGACCCAAAGAACAGGAAAGCCAUAGAGAACCAGAUCCAGCAAUGGGAGCAGAAUCUGGAGAAAUUUCACAUGGAUCUAUUCAAGAUGCGCUGUUAUCUGGCCAGCUUACAAGGUGGGGAGUUACCAAACCCCAAAAGUCUCCUUGCUGCUGCCAGCCGCCCUUCCAAGCUGGCCCUCGGCAGGUUGGGCAUCUUGUCUGUUUCUUCUUUCCAUGCUCUGGUGUGUUCUAGAGAUGACUCUGCUCUCCGGAAAAGAACACUCUCUUUGACGCAGCGAGGGAGAAACAAGAAGAGCAUAUUUUCUUCAUUAAAAGGACUGGACACAUUGGCAAGAAAAGGGAAGGAGAAAAGACCUUCUAUAACUCAGAUAUUUGAUUCGAGUGGCACCCAUGGAUUUCCUGGAACUCAGCUACCUCAAAGCUUCAAUAACUCCAGUGAGGUUGAUGAACUUGUGAAUAUAUAUGGUACAACAGUAGAUGGUGUUCCCCGAGACAACACGUGGGAAAACCAGACUUAUAUUCACUUUCGGGAUAAUAAAGGAGUUACUAUAAUGAUCAAGCCAGAACACAGAGUAGAAGAUAUUUUGAAUUUGGCAUGCAAGAUGAGACAGUUGGAACCCAGCCGUUAUGGCCUACAACUUAGAAAAUUAGUAGAUGACAACACUGAGUACUGUAUUCCUGCAGCAUAUGAAUACAUGCAAGAACAGGUUUAUGAUGAAAUAGAAGUCUUUCCACUAAGUAUUUAUGACGUGCAGCUCACAAAGACUGGGAGUGUGUCUGACUUUGGGUUUGCAGUUACAGCGCAGGUGGACGAGCAUCAGCAUAUUAGUCGGAUAUUUAUAAGUGAUGUUCUCCCGGACAGCUUGGCACAUGGGGAAGGGCUGAGAAAGGGCAAUGAAAUCAUGACCUUAAAUGGGGAAGCUGUGUCUGAUCUUGACCUUAAGCAGAUGGAGGCCCUGUUUUCUGAGAAGAGCGUUGGGCUCACUCUGAUUGCCCAGCCUCUGGACACAAAAGCAACCCUGUGUACUUCCUGGCCGGACAGUGAUCUGUUCUCCAGGGACCAGAGGAGCCAACUGCCCCCUCCUAACCAGUCCCAACUUCUGGAGGAAUUCCUGGAUAACUUUAAAAAGAAUACAGCAAAUGAUUUCAGCAAUGUCCCUGACAUCACAACUGGUCUGAAAAGGAGUCAGACUGUUGGCACUCUGGACCAGGUUUUCCACAGGGAGAAAAUGGAGCAGACAUUCAGGAGUGCUGAACAGAUCGCCACACUGUGUAGGAGUUUUAACGACACCCAGACAAACGGCAUGCAAGGACUGAAGGAGAAUCAGGAUCCACCUCUGAGGCCCCUGGCCCGCCACCUCUCUGAUGCAGACCGCCUCCGAAAAGUCAUCCAGGAGCUUGUGGACACAGAGAAGUCCUAUGUGAAGGAUCUGAGCUGCCUCUUUGAAUUAUACUUGAAACCACUUCAGAAUGAGACCUUUCUUACCCAAGAUGAGAUGGAGUCCCUUUUUGGAAGUUUGCCAGAGAUGCUUGAAUUUCAAAAGGUGUUUCUGGAGACUCUGGAGGAUGGGAUUUCAGCAUCAUCUGACUUUAACAUACUGGAAACCCCCUCGCAGUUUAGAAAAUUGCUGUUUUCCCUUGGAGGCUCUUUCCUUUAUUAUGCGGACCACUUUAAACUAUACAGUGGAUUCUGUGCUAAUCAUAUUAAAGUACAGAAGGUUCUAGAGCGAGCUAAAACUGAUAAAGCCUUCAAAGCUUUUCUGGAUGCCCGGAAUCCCACCAAGCAGCACUCCUCCACACUGGAGUCCUACCUCAUCAAGCCUGUCCAGAGAGUGCUCAAGUACCCUCUGCUGCUCAAGGAGCUCGUGUCAUUGACAGACCAUGACAGUGAGGAGCACUAUCACCUGACAGAAGCACUGAAGGCAAUGGAAAAAGUAGCAAGCCACAUCAAUGAGAUGCAGAAGAUCUAUGAGGAUUAUGGGACCGUGUUUGACCAGCUAGUAGCAGAGCAGAGUGGGACGGAGAAGGAGGUGACAGAGCUUUCGAUGGGGGAACUUCUGAUGCACUCUACCGUUUCCUGGUUGAAUCCAUUUCUCUCUCUAGGAAAAGUCAGAAAGGACCUUGAGCUCACAGUAUUUGUUUUUAAGAGAGCUGUCAUAUUGGUUUAUAAAGAAAACUGCAAACUGAAAAAGAAAUUGCCCUCAAAUUCCCGGCCUGCACACAGCUCUGCUGACUUGGACCCAUUUAAAUUCCGCUGGUUGAUCCCCAUAUCCGCACUUCAAGUCAGACUGGGGAACACAGCAGGGACAGAAAAUAAUUCCAUAUGGGAACUGAUCCAUACAAAGUCAGAAAUAGAAGGACGGCCAGAAACCAUCUUUCAGUUGUGUUGCAGUGACAGUGAAAGCAAAACCAACAUCGUUAAGGUGAUUCGUUCUAUUCUGAGGGAAAACUUCAGGCGUCACAUAAAGUGUGAAUUACCACUGGAAAAAACAUGUAAGGAUCGCCUGGUACCUCUUAAGAACCGAGUUCCUGUUUCAGCCAAAUUAGCUUCAUCCAGGUCUCUAAAGGUCCUCAAGAAUUCCUCCAGCAGCGAGUGGACCAGUGAGACUGGCAAGGGCCACUCGCUGGACUCAGACGAGUGCAGCCUGAGCAGCGGCACCCAGAGCAGCGGUGGCCACACGGCCGAGAGCAGGCCUGACUCUAAGGGCAUUUCACCUGGGAAGUGCCCACACUCAGGCCUGGCAGGAUUUUCAGACAGUCUCGUCAAAGAGAGUGAUAUUCUGAGUGAUGAAGAUGAUGACUACCACCAGACUCUGAACCAAGGCAGCCCUACCAAAGACAUUGAAAUUCAGUUCCAGAGACUGAGAAUUUCCGAGGACCCCGAUGCUCACCUGGCUGGCCAGCAGCCGGACACGGAGGUGGGCAAGGGCCAGAAAGGGGGAGAGCAGCCCAAACUGGUCCGGGGCCACUUCUGCCCCAUUAAACGAAAAGCAAACAGCACCAAGAGGGACAGAGGGACUUUGCUGAAGGCGCAGACUCGUCACCAGUCUCUUGACAGUCAAUCUGAAAAUGGCAACAUUGAUCUAAACUCUGUUCUAGGGCGAGAAUUCAGUGUCCAGAGUUUAACAUCAGUUGUCAAUGAGGAGUGUUUUUAUGAAACAGAGAGCCAUGGAAAAUCGUAGUACAGUUCAAUCCAGAUAUGGGUGAAAUUGCUCAUCUUCCUUUUAAACUGGUGGUAAAGUAGAAGUUGCAGAAAAACUAUCCAUUAUUGGGUUUUGUGCAGUACACAUUUUCCUACAAAAUAGUUGUAAAGAUUUAAGUUAUUUUAAUUUAUUGUGGAUCAGAAAACUAGAUUAAACUGGUCGGAAUCUGUAAAUUACUUAGUUUAUAUCCCUUUUGAGCAGGUAUCAAAAUGAUUUAGAAUCCUUAAAAUAAAGUUGCAUUCUAAUAAUUUUAAGUUAUGUGGAAAAAGAUUGGGGAAGUUGUGAUUAAUUGCUUUUAAAAGGGUCUUUUUAAAAAAAAAUCCUCUGGGCAUUUUCUUUGAGCUGUUAGUUUUUGCUUUAUUCAAAGCAUAUUUAUUUUAAUGUGGUUUAGGGGCAUAAUGUGUAGAUAUUUCAUUUUUGUAAGAUUGUAAUAGAUGCUGUUUAUACUAAACAUGUCAUAUCUAUGCAGUAUAUAUAUUAAAAGAAAGCUUGUACUGUA
Molecule: messenger RNA, 5740 nt
Organism: Galeopterus variegatus (Sunda flying lemur)
Lineage: Eukaryota; Metazoa; Chordata; Mammalia; Dermoptera; Cynocephalidae
Gene: TIAM2
Product: T-cell lymphoma invasion and metastasis 2
Exons: 26
Coding region: 49-5220 (1723 amino acids)
Biological process (GO): small GTPase-mediated signal transduction; activation of GTPase activity; positive regulation of axonogenesis
Cellular component (GO): membrane; synapse
Molecular function (GO): guanyl-nucleotide exchange factor activity; protein binding
Source: RefSeq, a predicted model, not a curated record